GAAAGGGCGAAAAUAAAAUUCAGCAGAAGUUUGCAAAAAAAAAGCUUUGUUGGAGCGCUGUGGGGAGCGAAGACUGACAAGAAGAUUCGUGUUGGCCAACUCUGGAAUUUCUUUAAGAAGUUCUUGUAGCAAUAACCUGGAGUGUUGGUUUCCAGUAGCUGUGGGUUUCUGUGGACGCCUAGGGAAAACAAUAUGACCAACAAAAAAGUCUAUUUUGAAAAUCGAGUAGCAAGGAGUUUCUUUUUUCUGUUUAGAAGCAUCACCGGAGGACUGUUUAAAGAAAGCUGAAAACUGUACUCAUGCUGUGGAGAUAAACAGUGGAUUUUAAAUUCUUCGCACGAAUUUUGAGAUUUAAAAAUAGACUUAGGGAAAAGGUCUGAAAUUUAGGGAGCUGGUAUGUCACUGAAGAACAAAAGACCGGAAAUGUUUCCGUGAUAAAAGAUCGUUAAAGAAGAAUCCCAGGAGCUUUUGUUGUCUUGAAAGUCAUAGAAGUAAUUUUAAAAUAGAAAACAGAAAUUAGCAGAGUACGGAAAGACAUGUACAAUGACACAUUAAAUGGCAGUACAGAGAAAAGGAGUGCAGAAUUGCCUGAUGCUGUGGGACCUAUUGUUCAGUUACAAGAGAAACUUUAUGUGCCUGUAAAAGAAUAUCCAGAUUUUAAUUUUGUUGGUAGAAUCCUUGGACCCAGAGGACUUACAGCCAAACAGCUUGAAGCAGAAACAGGAUGUAAAAUAAUGGUCCGAGGCAAAGGCUCAAUGAGGGAUAAAAAGAAGGAGGAGCAAAAUAGAGGCAAGCCCAAUUGGGAGCAUCUUAAUGAAGAUUUACAUGUACUAAUCACUGUGGAAGAUGCUCAGAACAGAGCAGAAAUCAAACUGAAGAGAGCAGUUGAAGAAGUGAAGAAAUUACUGGUACCAGCAGCAGAAGGAGAAGACAGCCUGAAGAAGAUGCAGCUAAUGGAGCUUGCGAUUCUGAAUGGCACCUACAGAGAUGCCAACAUUAAAUCACCAGCCCUUGCCUUUUCUCUUGCAGCAACAGCCCAGGCUGCUCCAAGGAUCAUUACUGGGCCUGCUCCUGUUCUCCCACCAGCUGCCCUGCGUACUCCUACGCCAGCUGGCCCUACCAUAAUGCCUUUGAUCAGACAAAUACAGACCGCUGUCAUGCCAAACGGAACUCCUCACCCAACUGCUGCAAUAGUUCCUCCAGGUCCCGAAGCUGGUUUAAUCUACACACCUUAUGAGUACCCCUACACGUUGGCACCAGCUACAUCAAUCCUUGAGUAUCCUAUUGAACCUAGUGGUGUAUUAGGUAUGGCUUUCCCAACGAAAGGCUAAGAAUUCAAGAACGGUCUUAACUGAACCCUCAUCAGAUCUGAAUUUAACAAAUGCUUAGUCUCAGCAACCUCCGGGGGAAAAAAAGCUUAGCCUAGCAGUCAGUGACUUACUUGCACUUUUUGCACAUAGAUAUAAAGUAAAAUUAUGUUAUUAAUUUGGUUUAGUCUGUAAUACUACAAAGUAAUGGUAAUUUAUAAAGGAGUGUAUAGUAGUAUACUGACUGCUAAGUGUACUAUACUGUUUGCUUUACUAAUCACCUAAUUCAUUGCAGUUCAUACUUAUUGACUCAAAGUUUAAAACCACAAUCUGUAGGCUUUAAGAAUUGCUUUUAAACCUUUUUAAGUGAUAAACUCUGGAAGUGGUCUUAAGGUUAGCAAGUAAUUGUCAGUAUUAAACAUGGCAUUAUUUAAGUAGUCCUGCUGCAAGAAAGGCACUUCAGUGAAUAUGUGACUAGUAAAGCUUAAAUAUGUUUGGAUCUCUUAGAGUUAAUGAAAUACUGUAACUUGGGGAUUGUAAAUGAAUGGAUAAAAUAGGUUAAGGCCAAGAUGUUUGAAAUGAAUGCAAUUAAUAGAUGCAUAUAUAUGUGACAUACUAUGGUUAAUUUUUAAACUACUGUGCCUUAACAUGUUUCUUAAAACAAACUUUUGUAGUAAAUGAACGUUUGAAAUCCAUUUUGAUAAACCUGCUGUUAAUGUGUUUUUUUCCCCUUGCGAAUGUUUUCUAACUUUGUCUUGGUAAUUGCAAUUUAACUAGGUGCGGUGGCUACUAAAGUUCGAAGGCACGAUAUGCGUGUCCAUCCUUACCAAAGGAUUGUGACCGCAGACCGAGGUUAGUUUAGUUCUGCAGUUCUUGUUUAUAAGAAAUGCGUUGGGUGUCCAUAAAAUUUGCAACACCACACCUGAUGGAAAAAUGUAACUGCUUACCUGCACACCAUUUCUUUUCCUUUUCUAAAUUCGUUUAUAAUAAUUGACAGAUUUAAGGGGUUGGGUUUUUUGUUUUGUUUUUUUCUCCCUUCAUUUUUUAACUUAUUAAAUAUUCUAUCAUUAUGUACUAUGAUUUAUUCCUACUAAAACAUAAACUAGUCAAUUUGGGGAGCUAUUAAAUUUUGAUGUUGCCUUAAUUAUUUUUCGGUAAUAACUUUUGCUAAAUACCUUUUAAUUGUUCUGAAAUUUUGGGUUGGUAUUGCAAAAUAAAUUGAACGGAUGGUGCUUUAAUGAAAGAAGUAAAGGAAUAUGUGCCUCCUGUGUACUUUUGGAGAAAACUGAAGAUUUAGUUUCCAUUUUUCAUUAUAAUAAAAUAUUUGAGCCACUGUAUAAACAUGAUGGUGUACAUGUCAAGUACUUAGCUGAAAUCAACAAAGUAAGGACUGUGAAGAUAACUUUCAUAAAAUAAUUCCCUUUUAUUCUUACAUUCUCUUGCCAAAAUGGAUCCUUUGAUUUUUGUCAUUUGCUGCUAAAAUAUAUUAUCUGAAGGUAAACUAUCUCUUGCGUUCUUUGAUGAUACAAGAUACAGUUGUUUGAGUAUCCUUUUUUCUAACCUGUGACUGACUGGAAAAUAAGUCUUCAUUUUUCUCCUUUUCAACAUUUGUAAUUUGUGUCCUGUGCCCUUGGACCCUUUUAUAAAUUAUUUAUGUUUAUUGAGGAGUGAUAUUUUCGGUUUAUUGACAUUGAAUUUGUUUUCUAAGGUUUUCAUCACACGAUAGGAAUCCCAAGCAUGGUAGAAAAGGAUUUUUCACAAGCUUCUCUUACGGCACUUUUAUGUCCUACUAAUGAAUUUAUCAUAAUCUCUAAUUUUAGUGGGAAAAAAGUGAUGCAUUUACACUGAAGCCAUACAUCUUCUAUGAAUUUAUGAAUAGACCUACUUGCUUCACAUGUUACCUUUAAUACUGAUAAUAAAUAUUGGACACAACUGUUGUCUACAUCAGAAAUGCCUUUCCAAAGACAUUGAUGAUAUUUAUUUAGCAUUACACAUAAAGAGCCCUGAAGACUUUUAUGUAAUAUAUACAGUACUUGUUGAUAAUUCAAUGAACAAAACAGACCCCAAACUCAGUGAUUAUCUAUGAAGAUAAUACUCCUUGUAAGUGGUAAGUGUGUUAUGUAUAAGCACAUAUACCACUCUUCUUGCAUCAGAGCAAGUCUCCUAGGGAUGGGGAAAUUUUUAAAAAGAGGUUUCACUUUAGGUUUAAAGAAAUUGGCUGAUUUCAUGAAUAAUUUGAAGCUUUAUUCAUUCUACCAAUGUCUAAAAUAGUUCUAAAGAGUAUUUAAAGUAGUUUUUUUCUGUUAAUCUUUCCCUGUAUUCCCCUUUUUGGAGAUUUCUUAUAAUUUUAACACAAUAAUAAUUAUUGGCCUACUUAAUAUUCCAGUGCUUUGAGAUAGUUGAAAAUAAUAGAAGAUGAUUUUAUUGUAUUUGGAAACUGACAACACAUUCCAUGCGUGGUUCUUUUGUAGUUAUGUGUUUUGAUUAGUCCUGUCACUGUUUUUUUUCAAAAUGCAAUGUCAGCAAACCGAAAUGCUUUUUUUUUUUUUUUUUUUUUAAAUAAAUGACAGAAUACUCGUAUACUUACUAUCACUGUAUGCACUCAUUGGGUCUAAGGGAGAUGUCUGAAGUCCUCUACUUAAAUCAUUUUAUGAUACUACUGUUUUCUCUAUUUUUGAGGUUUUUUAUUAUUUAAAAGAAGUUUUGAGAAGAUUGUUAUAAGUGUUCAUUUAAUACAAGGAAACUCAGUCCUUGGAAGUAUAACCAUGUAAUUCUAUAUGAGCACUUGGAGUACUACAUGGUUGACCAAUAUCUAGUUCUUUACUAAAAAUAAACCCACCUC
Molecule: messenger RNA, 4149 nt
Organism: Galeopterus variegatus (Sunda flying lemur)
Lineage: Eukaryota; Metazoa; Chordata; Mammalia; Dermoptera; Cynocephalidae
Gene: QKI
Product: QKI, KH domain containing, RNA binding
Exons: 7
Coding region: 537-1331 (264 amino acids)
Biological process (GO): regulation of mRNA splicing, via spliceosome
Cellular component (GO): nucleus
Molecular function (GO): mRNA binding
Source: RefSeq, a predicted model, not a curated record